AUCUGAUUCAUUAAAUGUGUCUAAUUUGGUUAAACUGGCAGGUAUGAAGCUACAUUUAUCAACAACAUUGUUGAUGGAAUCUUAAGCCAAGUACUGAGACGCACAUAUUGGAAUGUGGCCAAGCACCCAGUUGGAAUUCAGUCUCAUGUACAAGAUGUGAAAAAGCUUUUAGAUGUUGAUGGGAAUGGUCGUCGCAUGAUUGGGAUAUGGGGGACAUCUGGAAUAGGCAAGACAACAAUUGCAAAAGCUAUAUGGAAUGCAAUUGCCCAUGAGUUUGAAGGAACUUGUUUCUUUGAAAAUGUUAGGGAAAAUUCGCCACAUGGAGGCCUAAUCCAGCUACAGAAGACUCUUCUUGAUAAGUAUCUAGGCAAAAAGUUGAAAAUUCAGAGUGUUGAUGAAGGAAUCGGUGUUAUAAAAGAACAGCUGAGGCAUAAAAAGAUUCUCUUAAUUCUUGAUGAUGUGAAUCAGUUGGACCAAUUAGACAACUUGGCUGGAGUUGGUUGGUUUGGUGAGGGUAGCAGAGUCAUCAUAACUACACAAGAUAGCGGAUUGCUAAAAUGCCAUGGAAUUGAGUUGAUAUACGGGGUCCAUAAGGUAUUUGACUACCAAGCUCUUGAACUUUUCAGUUCGAAUGCCUUCGGAACAAAUGAACCUCCAAAUGAUUAUUUGGAACUCGCACAACGUGCAAUAGCUUUCGCUGAUGGCCUUCCACUAGCUCUAGCAAUUUUAGGUUCUCAUCUUCGUGGUAUAGAUAUACGAAGUUGGGAAGUUAUAUUAGAUGGUUAUGAAGGAGAACCUUAUACACAUAUUGAAGAGAAUACUUCAAAAAAGUUAUGAUGCCUUGGAUGAUAGCGCAAAAGAAUAUUUUCUCGACAUUGCAUGUUUCUUCAAGGGUGAAUAUGAGGACUAUGUGCUACAAAUGGUACCCAAAAGAUUCAUUGAAGAAUUCGUUGAUAAGGCAUUGAUAACUAUUGAAUGGAGUAAGAUUUUAAUGCACGACUUGCUAGCAAACCUGGUUAAGGAUAUAGUUCACAAAGAAUCCCCCAAUGAUCCUGGCCAGCAUAGUAGAUUGUGGUUUUACGAGGAUGUCAAACAAGUUCAAACAGA
Molecule: messenger RNA, 1107 nt
Organism: Prunus dulcis (almond)
Lineage: Eukaryota; Viridiplantae; Streptophyta; Magnoliopsida; Rosales; Rosaceae
Product: disease resistance protein RPP4-like
Exons: 1
Coding region: 196-837 (213 amino acids)
Biological process (GO): defense response
Molecular function (GO): ADP binding
Source: RefSeq, a predicted model, not a curated record